Messenger RNA from Dermacentor andersoni, 1896 nucleotides. RefSeq names its product hillarin-like. The record is from RefSeq and is a predicted model, not a curated record. Lineage: Eukaryota; Metazoa; Arthropoda; Arachnida; Ixodida; Ixodidae. Gene Ontology annotation, cellular component: cytoplasm.
CCUCGAGCGAUUCAGUGAGCUUGGGACAGGGAGCGAAAGCGCACUAGCCCACACCACAAACAAGGCUUUUAACAUUCGCUUGGCACACUCGUAACCAUCCUACGAGUUUUUCCCAACAGUGUGAAAUUGACCCUUGGCCGGCAGGUGCUGUCCGACGAGGAGCUGUCGUCGCCGCUGACGCACAUCGAGAAGAUGAUCGGGGCCGCGGAGAGCGGCGGCCUGAGCGACGGGAUCGCUCAGAUCCUCGAGGACAUGGACGCCGAGCCCCGGCCCAAGACGAGGCCGCGCACGCGCAGGACGGCAACGGGCGUCACGGUUCGGGCCGCGAGCAGGCGGGACACCGGAGUGCAGACCGUCAACGACCCGGUGACCGACGAGGCGCCCGAGUACGCCGCACGGCCGCCACCCUGCAAGAAGCGCGAGAUGAUCCCUUCCAUGGCCGUCUUCCAGGAGGUCGACAGGAUCGCUCUGCAGGUUCCUAACACUGCCAAAUCCACGCUGCAAACCCUGGUCUAUCACCUGAUAUCCUACUGCAGAAACGACCUGCAAAAGAUUCGCAUGUUUUUUCGCUGGAUUGCGGAAAACAUCACGUAUGACUGGAGGCACAUGGAAACCAAGCAAACCCCCGAAGAGGUCUUCGUGUCAAGGCAAGGUGUCUGCAAGGACUACUGCCUUUUGUUCAGCGAAAUGUGCAGGCUAGCAGGUAUUAGAGAAAAGACUCUGCAAGGCUUCGCCAAGGGUUUCGACUACCGUCCUGGUCACCAGUUUCAUCCGGGCCAAGACGUCACCCACGCCUGGAACGCGGUCUUCAUCCUAGGUGCAUGGAGGCUUAUCGACAACACUUGGGGCACAGGCUACACAGACCACACCGGGAAGUUUAUAAGGAAAAUCAACGAACACUUCUUCAUGACCGACCCUGAGGUUCUCAUAUGGACGCACUUUCCUUACGACGAGAUGGAAAAGAAUUACUCAAGGUGGCAGUUACUGGAGAAGCACCUGACACUCGACGAAUUCAACUCGCUUCCAAAGGUGACGCCGCACUUCUUCCACCUCAACAUGCGCUUGCGAACGCGGCCGCAGAACCCCAUCGUAUUCAAGGUGCGCACGGAGCUACGGAUCGCCUCGCACGAGCCGAUGCGCUACAAGUUCAAGCUCUACCCGUCCGACGAGACGGAGAACGCGACGCUCAACAACUACGUGUUCUGCCACCUGCUCGAGGACCGUUGCGUGGCCUGCUUCGGCGUCACGCCGCCCACGGAAGGACGGUACAUCCUCAAGAUCUACGCCAACCGCGAACGCGACAUGCGGGGAGCGGCCGCUGGAGAUGGGGGCGCGGCAGCGGCCAGCGCCAGCCUCCAGAACAUCGGCGUCUUCCUGCUGGAGUGCCUCCGUGCCAAGAAGUACCUGGUGCCGUACCCGCUCAACGAAGUCCCGUGGGGCCCGACGCAAUCUUUCUACGACUACAACAUGCGGCUCGUCGAUCAGACGGGGCCCGUCAUCGUGUCGUGGGGCGCCAAGCGAAAGCUGACCAUCGACUUGUCCGAAACGAUGCUUGUGAGCCAUCAGCUACUGGAUGCGGACAGUGUCGAGAUGGACCUCAAGGGCAUGAUCACGCGCGAGGACAAGGAUCGUCGCGUGACGUUCCAGAUUGUGCCUCAGCGUGUGGGCAUGUUCAAGCUCGUCAUCUUCGCCAUGCCCAAGCCCAAGUUCAAGGGGAAAUGGCGGCUUCCUCUUGUGGCCACUUUCCUGAUUGACUGCAAGCUCACCAGGUUGCAACUGGACGAAGAACUGCGGCUGGCGCACCACAGACCACCGCUGCCGGAGGAAGACAAAGAAAAGGAGAAUGAGAAAGAGAAAGGGAAGAGGGUCCGGAUAUCGGCAGUGCGAUAGGAGUGG